UCAUCAUCAGAUUGGUUUCCAAUUUUCCCAAGGCAGCAACAAUACACCUGCAGCCCAAACCCUGAUCCUCGUGCCCUCUUGUUUUGGUGCAAGAUUGAAACCUGUCCUCCGUAGACUUACCAGUUGGGCCUCUGCAACCAAGCCCAUUGUUACGCAAAGCCCUCCCAACAGCAAUGACGUACGAAGCACAGAUAUCUUUUACCUUGGACACCAUUUGCCCGUGGUGAGACAUGCAUCCUGUCAACCGUCAUCCUGGAAAAUCUACCGCCCGUCUGCCAAUCCACCAAUGCAAUGGAGGGGGGGUGGUGUGUGUUCGUCUUGGUCAAAACCGGGCUGAUUGAUCAUGUGUGUCUCACAGGACGUAUCUGGCCAAGCGACGGUAUACAGUCUUUUCUUUCUUCUUAGUUCUUCCCAUGGCCAUUUUUGCCCGGCUCCCCCAUGUAACGACCAGGAGAGAGGGAGUUGGCGUGACUGACUCGCACCAUGUAAUGUGAGUUGGCAGGCUUGACGAAGCCCUCCGUCGAUUCCGGCAGAGUGACGAUGCAAAGGACGUGACUUUUGUCGUAAAGUACUUUCCCUACCAGCUGAAUCCCGACGCCACCGCGGAAGGGGAGAACAAGUAUGACUGGUACAAGAAGUCCCGCUAUGGCGACUCCGAGGAGAAGAUGAAGAUGGUAUCUGCAGUCUCCCCCUGGGGUACUCAAACGUCCCCCCCCCCGAAAGCUGAUCCAUAUCACCUGUUAGUACAUGACCUUGAUGACCGCGUAUGGCGUCUCGGCCGGCAUCAACUUCAAGUUCGGCGGCACCGUCGCCAACACCAUGGACGCGCAUCGCGUGAUCCAGCACUUCCAGGAAGAAAAGGGCCCCGAAACGGCCGACAAAAUCAUCAACUCGCUCUACUCCCAGUACUUCGAGAACGAGAGACACCCGUCGUCGGACGAGACAUUGCUCCAGGCCACCGCCGCCGCCGGCAUUCCCGAAUCCGAAGCGCGUCCGUUCAUCCAGGACAAGAGCGACGGCAUGAUGGAUGUCAAGAACAUGGUUCGCCAGCAGGCAGGCAACGGGGUGGAUUCCGUCCCGACCAUCAUGAUCGAGGGAAAGCGCAGGGACAUCACCCUCGUGGGCGCCAAGGAGGUCGAGGAGUACGAGAAGGCGCUGAAGCAGAUUGUCAAGGAGAGCAAGUAGGCUUUGGGAGAUGGAGAGAAGCCAGGUGUCUCAAAACGGAGUUGAAGACCAAAGCGACAACACAAAAAAAGAUGAUGAAUGAUGGCAAAAAAAGUUAUCAAGGACGUUGAAUCAAUCCUCGCGGUGCCGUUAUUGGAAUGUGUGUGUCUGUCAUCCAUUGUCCUUCGAAUACCUCGUACGCAUCCACCCACUGAUGUCUC
This is a messenger RNA of Cladophialophora immunda, 1385 nucleotides long. RefSeq lists its product as hypothetical. The coding region runs from base 666 to 1295 and encodes 209 amino acids. The transcript has 4 exons. The record is from RefSeq and is a predicted model, not a curated record. NCBI's taxonomy places the organism in Eukaryota, Fungi, Ascomycota, Eurotiomycetes, Chaetothyriales, Herpotrichiellaceae.